Messenger RNA from Diospyros lotus (date-plum), 1667 nucleotides. RefSeq names its product basic leucine zipper 23-like. NCBI's taxonomy places the organism in Eukaryota, Viridiplantae, Streptophyta, Magnoliopsida, Ericales, Ebenaceae. Gene Ontology annotation, molecular function: RNA polymerase II cis-regulatory region sequence-specific DNA binding; DNA-binding transcription factor activity, RNA polymerase II-specific. The record is from RefSeq and is a predicted model, not a curated record. The coding region runs from base 441 to 1262 and encodes 273 amino acids. Gene Ontology annotation, biological process: DNA-templated transcription; regulation of transcription by RNA polymerase II. The transcript is spliced from 3 exons.
CGGGGAACACUCUGUUUUCCCGACUGAAGGUAGGGCUCUGUUGGAUCUUUUGGAAUCUCUGAACCGAUGGCUCCUAUGACUCGCUCGUUGCCUUCCCUCCAUUAAAAUGAUGCCAUCUUUCACCGCUUUUUAGCCUAUUGUUUUAGGGUUUCCAUUGUAAUCUCUCCCUUCUUUCUCUCUGUCUUACACCGGUGCCUCUUGGUUUCUAGCCCUGCAGAGGUCGAAUUCAGGAUGUUUCAGAAACGAGCUUGGUCAUGAGGAUUUGGGGGUUUCUUAAAACCCAACUUGAAAUCGCUAAGACCCGUUCAGAAUUUGAGUGUCUUCACUGAGAAGAUACUGCAAAUUAUCAUCCGGGUGGAGGUGAAAAAUUCGUGUCUAUCGGUUCUCGGUGUGAUUCUGAUUGCUUGGUUUUGUCUAUUUUGGUGGUUUGUUUUUAUACAAUGGACGAUGGGGAGCUUGAUUUCUCGAACCAAGAAAUGUUCUCAAGUACAAAUGUUGGUGAUCUUCCAAGCAGUUGCUCUAUGGACAGCUUCUUUGAUGAUAUACUAAAGGACACACAUGCCUGCACUCAUACCCACACUUGCAACCCGCCGGGCCCCGAUUUUUCUCACACCCACACAUGCUUUCAUGUGCAUACCAAAAUUUUACCUGCCCCCUCCGAGGACAAAGUUUCCACUGAUGAUACAGCAGAGUCACUGGAAAAGAAAUCGAAGAAGCGCCCUUUAGGUAAUCGUGAAGCAGUUCGAAAGUAUCGGGAAAAGAAGAAGGCCCGUGCUGCAUCUUUAGAGGAUGAAGUUGUAAGGUUGAGGGCUUUGAACCAGCAGUUGCUGAAGAGAUUGCAGGGUCAAGCUGCCCUGGAGGCCGAGAUUGCAAGGCUCAAGUGUUUGCUUGUAGACAUUCGAGGAAGGAUAGAAGGGGAGAUAGGAUCAUUUCCUUAUCAGAAGCCUGCCAAGACUGAUGUGUACCAAAACAUGGGUACUCCAAACUUGCCAGCUUCAUAUGUGAUGAGUCCAUGUAAUAUGCAGUGUGAUGAUGAUGUCUACUGCCUACAUCAAGGGGUGGAAGGAAAAGGUGUGGAAGGUGCCCGAUUAAAUGGUCAAGGCUAUAGCAGUUGUGAAUUGGAGAAUCUGCAGUGCAUGGGGAAUCAGAAUGAUGGGCUGAAGGAGUUCCCUAGUUGUGGACUGGGAAAUGUAACUUCUACAGGCAAUUCUUCUGGUGCAAACAAAAGAAAAGGAGGGAGUCGUGCAGCAACAGCUGGUUAAAGCUAAUAAGGAGCAUGUUGGUUGCUUUGACAUCUCACAAUAAGUAGCUCUGCUGGAGUUAUCAUGUGUUCUUCCAGUUCUAUUUCCUUUUUCUCUACCCUGCUGUCGGGCUUUAGAGCUUGAUCUAUUAUUCGUAUCGUGCUCGACAAUAUGUACAUUUUACCGCCCUUGAGUUGUUAGUUUCUCAAUCUGCAGCAUUCAGUCUUAGGUCAACCUAAAUAUUUUGAAGUGAGAAUGCUUGACGGCAACGUAUAAGCUGGUAGGACUUUUGGUAGAGGCCAAUUUUUUGUAUUUUCAUGAAGCUCUACUAGUAGCCGUUCUGUUCAAGCCUCCUCGUUUAUUUUAGUGGCAGAUGAAUUAUUCUGGGUUGAAAGUACUUGAUUUAUUUUGCUGUUUCUCUUUCCA